This is a messenger RNA of Carassius gibelio (silver crucian carp), 3665 nucleotides long. Its product is annotated as SHC-transforming protein 2. Gene Ontology annotation, molecular function: receptor tyrosine kinase binding. Gene Ontology annotation, biological process: intracellular signal transduction; cell surface receptor protein tyrosine kinase signaling pathway. The record is from RefSeq and is a predicted model, not a curated record. Lineage: Eukaryota; Metazoa; Chordata; Actinopteri; Cypriniformes; Cyprinidae. Bases 1097 to 3136 code for a protein of 679 amino acids. Gene Ontology annotation, cellular component: plasma membrane. The transcript is spliced from 13 exons.
UCUUUAUUAACUGGAGUAAAUUAUGCUUUGACAUCUUGAGUACUCGUGUAUGUAUGCUGUGUAUCAAGCUACUAUCUGAGAUAGUCUAAAGUAGGUCUUAAUAAAUUGGAUCUGUGACAUAAAAGGCAACAAAUAAUUAAGUAUAAGGAGAUAUUUAAAAGAAUUUUAAGGCCCAGACAACAUUGGACCAUAACGUCAAUACAUAUACUGUGUGUGUGUGUAUGUGUGUGUAUAUAACACAUACAGACACACUUAGACAUUUUUAAUUUUAAAAUUGUGCACUUGUAAAACAUCUACUAUAAUGUAACAAAUCAUUAGUGAUAGCUACGGAGAAAAAGGUUUUUGCUGCCAAACAAUGUAGUUAUAACAUUCACCAGCAGGGAAUAUCAGCGCUAUGCUAACUAGCCAAAACUUCAUCCCAUGCCAUAAACAAUGAAAUGUGUCAUUUAUGCACUGCCUCAACCAAGAGAGCUAGUAAAAUAAUUGAUAUUUUCAACUGAAACCAGUAUUUUCCUGUUGGCCUAGUUGUCGGGAUGCUAAAAAAAUAGUAAUGGUUUGCUAGCUUCACAGCGUUUACACCUUUCUGGGGAAUCAACCUGGGAUAGGAGAAAGUGUGGUAGCAUUCAAAGCAUAACACACAUCGCCUUUCGCUAAAGCUAGCUAGCUGCAGGACUGAAUGGCUUUGCUUGUAUCAGACUGUGUGCAGGUUGAUAAGUGUAAGAUGCUUUAAGGAGGUGCUCGGGCAGAUGUGCAUUAGCUAAUGUUGCAUGAUCGCAGCUGGGUUGGGCAGAGCUAAUAGACACACCAUAACACUGACAUCAUCAAGAGAGUGGGGGGAAGCUGGGCUGAGAGGGAAAGAGAGAAAGGGAAUGAAGAAGAGAGGGAGGGAUUAAGCAAGCCACAGUAAGGGACAGAGCAACUGACAGAAAGCAGAGAGAGACCGAGAGGACGCAGGGCUAGACUCAGUCCGCACAGAACCUUGUGGAUUUCUCCUUCGCUUCCUCUGCAUUUUUCCUUUUCCCUUUCCCUAGCCAUCCCCCUUUCCCCUCCCUCUUCCCCCCCACUGUCCUCUCUGCUCUGGACCGCUCCUCCGGGCAUGCUACUUAAGCCAAAGUAUGGCCGCUUCCGGAACGACUCAGUGACCUCCUCCGACGACCUGAUGCAGAGCCUAGCCAUGAGCGGGAAGGUGGUGGCCACGCCGGUGGCCUCCUCAUCCACGCCUGGCUUGGAGCUGCCACCCCUGGAGACUGCUGCUCUUCCUCCGCCUUCGGUCCAGGUGCUGGCCGACUCACCCGGGCUGGAUGGCGAGCAGGACGGCACCACCACCUUCUGCAUGCUCAUUCCUAAGAUGCCCCAGUGGAAGUUCUCCAAUUCGUUGCUCAGUCGUAGCCCGUCCAAUAGCAGUUCCAAUUCCAGCAAGGAUUCCAGCAGGGCGCCUCCGACCAAUAGUUCCCCUGGUGCGGCUUCAGGGGGGGCACUUGCUGCCAGUGGUCCCGUGGCUAGUCUUGCAGCUGUGUUCAACUCCUGUGACCCUGUUUGUAUGGGCCCAUGUUCCCUACAGGCCGCCAGGAGGCAGAGGGCCAGUCCAAGAGAGUCCAGCCCAGGGGCCACCGAGGGGAGUCCAGGGAGCUCUGGGAGCUGCAGGACCGGGAUGAACCGGAGGACCAGGGUGGAAGGAAUGUGGCUGGGAGAUAACUUAACCCAGAAGGGCAGCUUCAUCAACAAGCCCUCACAUGGGUGGUUGCAUCCAGACAAAAAGAUCAGCAGCACGGGGGCUUCGUACAUCGUCAGGUACAUGGGCUGCAUUGAGGUUCUGAAAUCAAUGAGAUCUUUGGACUUCAGCACUAGGACACAAGUCACAAGGGAGUCCAUCAACAGGUUGUGUGAAGCUGUACCAGGAGGAAAAGCUGCCUGGAAGAAGAAAGCCACCAGUAAAACCCUCCAGUCUAUCAUGGGGAAGAGUAACCUGCGUUUCGCUGGAAUGAGCAUCGGUGUCAACAUCUCCAUUGACGGCUUGAGUCUACUCGUCCCCACCACACGACAGGUGAUUGCCCAUCACCCCAUGCAGUCCAUAUCUUUCGCCUCUGGUGGAGACUCGGAUACACCAGAUUACGUCGCUUAUGUGGCCAAAGACCCUGUCAAUCAAAGAGCGUGUCACAUCCUGGAGUGCGGUGACGGUCUCGCCCAGAAUGUGAUCAGUACCAUCGGCCAGGCCUUCGAACUGCAGUUCAAACAGUACCUACACAGCCCACCCAAAGCCAUUCCCGCCAUGGAUAGGACCAUACGAACAGAGGAGUCGGCAUGGGGUGAUGACGAGGAAUCAUCUGAGCACAAUUACUACAACAGCAUACCAGGAAAGGAGCCUCCUGUUGGGGGAGUGGUGGACUCUAGGCUCAGGCCUCCUGCGGGCCUACUGGGUCAUGUCCAUACGCAACCACAGAGCAAAACCACUCAGAUGGGGUCACCGGCCAAAAGAGAUGCAGGCAGCCUCCCUGCCACCCACUUGUGUUAUGAAGUGCACUGGGACACAGAGAAAAACAGCAGCUCAAGUUUGACUUCCGAUGGUUACCUGCGAGCAGACGGUCAUCCUCCAGGUAGCCGCGAUUACGAGGAACACCUGUACGUAAACACCCAGAAUCUGGACAACAUGGAGGCUUCAGCGGAUGCCCGAGGAGGACGUAGACCCGAGAGUCCAAAGAAAGACAUUUUUGAUAUGAGACCGUUUGAGGACGCCUUGCGUCUACACGAGGCCAGUGGAGUUUGUGUAUUGGAGGACAAGUGGCCGAGUCCCCCACGCCGUCGGGCCCCCGUGGCCCCCACAGAGGACCAGCUGCGGCGGGAGAUGUGGUAUCACGGGCGCAUGAGCCGCAAGGAUGCAGAGAAUCUGCUGGGCCGAGAUGGAGAUUUCCUAGUGCGGGACAGCGCCACUAAUCCGGGCCAGUAUGUGCUGACUGGGAUGCAGUGUGGGCUUCCCAAACAUCUGCUGUUGGUGGAUCCUGAAGGAGUGGUUCGGACUAAAGACAUGCUUUUUGAGAGCAUCAGCCACCUGAUCAACUACCACCUGACAAACAAGCUGCCGAUUGUUGCAGCAGAGAGUGAGUUACACCUCCAGCAGGUGGUCUGCAGAAUGAACUGACCUCUAUCUGAAGCCCAUAUUGAGUACAUGGGUGUAAGGCCGUCCCCCGUGCCGCCAAUCUAGAGGCCCCACACUGUUGCCUUAAACAGACUCUGAGCUUUCACUGGGACUUGUGGGAUAUCGCUGUUUCUUAAGCACUGACCACAAACAGCUUUCAGCAUGUCUUGCUCCAUCAACCCCUUCUUCAACAGAGAAGACCCCAACUGAGACUUUGGCAUUGGGAAAUAAAGUGCUUGUGAUCACUGAGUUUCCCAGCAGACUGUUCUUGGCAUUGCCUGAAAUGUGAACUUAGGAGAAACCUAUGAGACAGACAGUCUUAUUCCCUUCCUUUACAUCCAUACGAGCGCUCGUAAUCAGUGAACUGUUGUUUCUAAAUAUGAUGUAUUGAGUAACUGUGGCUCUGAUCUUCUCUAAUGGUCACCUCUGAGACUGUGGACAUCUUUGUGUGUUGUGCAUACCAACGAUAUGCUCUCAGGAUGCAGUAUUUGUUAAGGACAUUAUAUAAAGCUCAUAAGCUCAGUUGCUUUAA